CCUGACAGUUAGAGCGCUCAAGGUCUUUCCCGAGCGUACUCUCCGUAAAUGAACUGCUUACCCCGGCAAAACACCGUGACACAGCAAGCUCGCCCCACAUUACCUGCGCCUGAGCCCAGGAGAGUACCUGACACUGGAGAAAAGGGUUGUAAUUGUACUUGAAAAAGGAAAGCGAGGGUUGUUAUGAUGCGCCCCGGGUACUGUAGCAACCGGCGCCUCGGCUCGGACUGAUCGUUGAAAACAGACAGCCCAAAUCUUAUCGCCCGUUCUCAAGGUAAGCGGAAAACAACUUCGAGCGGAGGAGAGAAAUUCCCACCCCCGGUCAGGUUCACUUUCAUCCGCUCAUUUAUGGACGACGCGCAUAGAAGCGUGACUGAUCUGAGCAUACGGUGGGACAGAAUAAAGCUCUGGUGAGCAGAAGGCUGGCGGCGUGCAUUUUCCGAAAACUUUUCUCGUUGACGUUUAUUAAGUGCCGCCUAUGCGUCUCCAUCUCAGCGCUCGUUUAGUUAUUUUUGCUUACACGCUUUCGUGCUACGCAGCUCUUUCGUGACCGUCUGACUGGAACUUUUUAAGGAUCUGUUGACGAACUUGUUGCGGUGAGUCCCCUUUAAACCCUCACGGCCUGCGUCUAGCCUGCUCUGUUCUAGAUCAUGGAGGUUCAGGGGGAGGCUUGCGAGCCCCCAAACGCGGUUUUCCGCGAACCGUACCAAAGCGUAUUUCAAAACGUGCGCGUCGCGAGAGCGGGCAACCCCGACAAUCUGGACUUUUAUAGCUCCGAGAAGUGCGGCUGCCUGCGGGAGACCGCGUCGAGGGAAAUGCGUUUAAGCAAGCUGUCCCCCGGCAAAGGGAUAAUAUGCUGCCCCGAGAAAGAUUGCGAGAGUGCGAGUUCAGUGAUGCAGGCGGCGGGGAGCCGUGUUCCUUUUCUCAAGAGUUCAACAGGAAGCAAAAGCGACUCGUCUCUGUCUUUUGGCGGCUCGGGCCGCGCAGACGCCACCGUAAGCAGCGGCUGUCGCGCAGGUUUCCUUUGGGGCGCCGAGAGCGGACAGAAGGGCUGCUCUGCGGCUGAAGUUCACGCGCGCGAGUUGGGCUCGGACCGUGACGCAAGUGUGGCGAGUAGUAGUCGUGCGUGCACCACCAACAACAGCACCAGCACCAGCACCAGCACCACCAACAGCAGCAGCAGCAGCAGCAGCAUCUCGGAGACAGCGCGAGAGCUGUGCAAAGCCGUGUCCGUGUCUUUGGGCUUAGCUAUGGAGUCCAGCGAACUAGGUGAGGUGGGACCGCACCACGCGCCGCCGCCCCUAACCACUGAAAGUAGUACUGAGGAAAUCUAUUUGUCUGGAAUGCCUUUGCUUAACUGCUCAGUGAGCGAAAGAGAGGCAGGAGGGAAAGACAGAGAGUACGCUCUCGCGGCGGGACGAGACAGAGACGCAGAGCUGCGAGGCAGGGACAAAGUGCUCGGGAUGUUUAAAAGUGGCGACUUGGAGCAGCUAGCAGGUGAUGUGACGACCUUGCAAUGCAACAGCACGUCUCGAUCACACUUAACCGCAGACGUGCAGGAGGCGCACGAGUUCGCCAGCCUGUCGGGGGACAUCGCCAACAUGAGUUCAGCGACGACAGCGCCGGACAUGGACGCAACGCGAGCGGCUUCUUGUCAGUACGAACAACUGUUGCCCCACAGCAUGACCCAUUUCGUGCACCCGGAGCUCGAAAACGGACCGAGCCAGAGCUUCGCGAAGCCCGCGGAGAUGUCCGGCGAGUUCGCGGCGCCCCCGGAGGAUUACGUGAAUCUCUAUAAUGUCAAAAUCAAGGCAGAGAUGAUGCCCCGUGAACUGGAUAACGCCUGGGCGUACCCGCAUAGGUACGCCGAGGACAGCAACGGCCAGUACGGUCCUCCCAAACAGAGGACCCCUUACGCAUCUGGUCACGAAACGCCUUUUAUCUGUAACCCCUACGAGUACGGCCGAAGCGAGGCUCUGGUUCCGCGGGAGCGUCCUCCGCCCGAACAGUGGUACCCCGGCGGGAUGUUGACCCGUCCCCCUUACCCUAACGUGCCCUGCUUGAAAAACGAGAUGGGCAAGUGGCUGGAUGUAACACCGUUUACGGAUGGCAGGUUUGAUGGAGGGAGGAGUGACAUUUUCCCGAUGGAGUUUUUCCUUCCUCCACAAAGGACAUGCCUAAUCUGCUCUGAUGAAGCAUCUGGAUGUCACUAUGGAGCCCUCACUUGUGGAAGCUGCAAAGUGUUCUUUAAGAGAGCUGCUGAGGGGAAGCAGAAGUAUCUGUGCGCUAGCAGGAAUGACUGCACCAUAGAUAAACUGAGGAGGAAGAACUGCCCAUCCUGCCGUCUGAAGAAGUGUUUUGAGGCUGGGAUGACCCUUGGAGCCCGCAAGCUGAGGAAGAUCGGACAGAUAAAAGGUCCCGAGGAGGUCGGCCCCAUUCAGGGCCCUUCAGAGGCAAUCCAGUGCCUGUCGCCCAAGCCGAGCCUGACGUUCCACUCACAGUUGAUCUUCCUGAACAUCCUGGAGGCUAUCGAGCCCGAGGUGGUGAACGCCGGCCAUGAUCACGCUCAGCCUGACUCGGCAGCUGCUCUCCUGACCAGCCUUAACGAGCUGGGAGAGAGGCAACUUGUCAAGGUGGUGAAAUGGGCCAAAGGACUUCCAGGUUUCCGUAACCUUCAUGUGGAUGAUCAGAUGACAGUCAUACAACACACCUGGAUGGGAGUGAUGGUCUUUGCUCUGGGUUGGAGGUCCUACAAGAACGCCAAUGCGCGGAUGCUGUACUUUGCGCCGGACCUGGUCUUCAAUGACCGUAGGAUGCAUAUCUCCAGCAUGUACGAGCACUGUGUUCAGAUGAAGCACCUCUCGCAGGAGUUUGUGCUGCUGCAGGUCACACAGGAAGAGUUCCUUUGCAUGAAGGCCCUCCUCCUUUUCAGCAUCAUUCCAGUGGAGGGGCUGAAGAGUCAGAAGUAUUUUGAUGAGCUGCGUCUGACAUAUAUAAACGAGCUUGAUCGUUUAAUCAACUAUGGCAGGAAGACAAACUGCGCCAUGCGCUUCCAGCAGUUGACCCGAUUGAUGGACUCUCUGCAACCAAUUGUUCAGAAGUUGCACCAGUUCACCUUUGACCUCUUUGUCCAAGCUCGGUCCUUGCCCACAAAGGUCAGCUUUCCCGAAAUGAUUGCAGAAAUAAUCUCGGUCCAGGUGCCAAAGAUCCUCGCCGGCCUGUCUAAACCAAUCCUGUUUCACAAAUGACAAGACUACGCCCCUGAACCACUGAUCCAUACCGACCCCACCCCGGCCAUAUGAGCCAGUGAGUUUGGCCUGAUCCAGUUUGAUCCAGCCUAAACCAGCCUGCGACGCUUUUAAUCUGGACUCGACACGAGCGACAAGACUAAACGAUACUGAUUUUUUUGACUUUCCAUUUUUUUAAAUUCUCCUCUUCUCUUCUACCCUCCCUCCCUUUCUAUAUCAGUCUCGUCUCUCUCUCUCCUUUUGAAAAAUGGCCCUGAAAAGUAGCGGGACCAUUACAUCAUUACAGUUGUCUAUCUUCUCCUCAGAGAUCAUUUGAGCUCAUUUUCUCAAACUGACAGCAUGGUGUGAAGCAGGUUUUAUUCUUUCUUUCGACCAGCAGUUAUCCUUCAAGAGUUACAACGUGUUGCCUGGUGGACAGGUUGGAGAAAAAAAAUCACACUGAAGUUUAAUCUGAGCCCUUAAUCAAAAAAGAAAAGGGCAUUACGCAGAUCUCUGUUGGAGUCUGUGACACCUCCACUCUCUAUGCAUCGCAGGAUAGAAAGGUUUCAAUGCAAAGCAGCAUGCAUAGAGAAAUACAUGUGAACGUGACAAAAACCAUGACAGAAUCUCUUCGCUUGUGACUUUUACUCUUGUUAGUUAGAACAACACGCUACUAAAUACAGUAUUGUAGUAUUACGACAGUUUGGAUUUUAGUACAGCAGGCUGGCUAUCAGUCUUCUCCCUGCUCUGUUAGUUUAUUGAUUGUAAAACAAGUGCUUCAUUCAUUUCUUAUGAAAUGUGGAGGCUCUUUAUAAAAGCUUUUUAAAAGGCAUCAUUCAUUUGGGAUCAGACAAUUUGUGACUUUUUCAUUUGACUGAAAAUCUGUCACAGUUGCGUUUUGCUACCAAGAACAAAAGGACAGCACAAAAAAAAAAAAAAAAAAAAAAAAAAAAAAGUUUUUUUUUUUUUUUCUUCACAGUCAUCAAGACUUGCCUCCUCCAGACAGCAGACUUUUGUUAAGACGGGAUUCAGUGCCCUCUAUUGCAACCUGGAUAAUUAAGUGCAGGUUUAAGGGUAAAUUGUUGACAGUUUGUACAUAGAACACAAAUAGAGCAACACUUGAUUGUCAGCCUGGACGAUCUUCGAAUAUAUACACACAAACAUAUAUAUAAAUCUAUGCAUGCUGUCUUCAUAUCCAUCAACAAAACAACAAACAAAUAACUGCAUGCUAAAGCCCUGGAUAUUCAAACAAACCAAACUGCAUUUCCAGUAAGCUAAAUGGAUAUUGUUAGGAAACUGGACGUUUCCCAUAAAGCUCUUAUGAAGUUACUCUCUCUCUCUCUCUCUCUGAUUCACUGUCCGUAAUGGAAGAUUUGGCAAGGUAAUGUUCUUGUAUAUACAUGUAAAAGUUAAGCGUGGUUCUUUUUAACAUUUCUGUGCUAAUGUAUGGAUGUAGUCAAUAGUUUCACAGUGCAGUUUCCUCUCUUUCCUUUAUAACAAGUGCCACCGAGGGAUUUGUAUUUCUCUGUGCUAGCAGUAUGUAAUAACAUGCUUAACACACUCUUUUAAGGAGCACUUUUAGAAUACCAAAACAUGCUUCAAAUGGUGCACAGCUUAAAAAAAAAAGAAUAAAAAUUAAAUAAAAAAAGCUAUGCCUAUGUUCUAACACAGGGCAGUACUGUUAUUUUAUCAGAAACUCGUACCAAAUAUCUUAAUCAUCAUCAACGACAAGCGGUGCUAAAGCUCUCCUCUUUAUUUACGAGGGUGUAAACAGGACAGUACACACAAAAAUGAGAACUGUCAUUUACCCAAGUUCUCCCAAACCUGCAGACUACGCGUUAUUUCUUUUGUUGGACACAAAAGAAAAUUAAAACUUUCUGGUGGCCACUGACUUGCACAGAAUGGGGAAAAAAACCUACCGCUUGCUGUUUGGUGACCAGCGUUCUUCAAAAUAUCUCAAGUCUUCAAUAAAGAAACUCUUACAGGUUUGGGAGAACUUGAGGUUGAGUUAAUGAUGACAGAUAAUCAUUUUUGGCUGAACUCUUGCUCUAAACAAAAGACAAAAAAACACGGCAUAUGUAUUUUUUUUUAAAACCGCUUUCGCUUCAAUUAAAGCAUUCUGUAUUUAUCUGUCAGAAAGGAACAUCUUUACUCGCUUUCCUCAUACUCCGGUGCAGCGCGUUUUUCUAGACGUCUUGUCAACUUUUUUCCUCCUCAUGCUAUCCGUUUCUAAAUGAUUGAAUAAUGCUUGCAGCGUUAUGUAUGUAGAUUACUCUUUAAAGAGCCCCCAAAAUUGCGGCACUGUGUUGUCUUUGUCAGGCCUGGGGUGACCUGGGGUGUACUUUCGGCAGAGCAGGGAGUUUUCCGCCGAGUUAAAACGACGAGAUGCGGUUUAGCUGCUCGAGCUCUUGUCGCCGCGGAGCAUGUUGACGGUUUAAAUGUGCCAGGCAGAGAAUAGGCUGUCAGAGACAGCUCCUCUGCGCUGACAGCACCGAGCACCGCGCAAUUACACGCAGGUGUUUACCCAUUUAGAUGGCCCAAAAGCGCUCAUUAGAAUUUGCAGAACUCCAAACUGCACUUUUACCUUGCCAAAAAAAAGAACUCAUGACUUUCACCACAAACAUGUAACGCUUUAGGACAGAGCCGAAGCCAAGGUCUGAACACAAAGCCGUUCCUUACCCGGCGGACUUUCGGAGGGGGCACUUGCAUGUAAACACCGACGUAGUCCAUUCACACUCGCCUUUGCCAGAGACGCUGUCUUAUAAUUGUCUGUUUACAAUGAAACGUUUGUAAUACGUCAGUUAGCGACACUCUGACGUAACACCUCUCUCGGCUCGCGCCGCGCUCGCGAGACCGACUCUCGCUUGGAUGAUCCAUACGCAGAUUUGUGACUUUCUUAACACGUCUCUUAUGAGCCUACGAUGUAGAACGUUGCGUGUUGGUUUUCAAUUAAAGUCUUAGGAUUUACUGUUACUGUGUGUGUGCAGUGUGGUCAACCAAUAGCAAAAGCAUAUGUGUGUGUGUUUAUAUGCGCUCUUGUAAAUCUGUUAGCGGCCUCUGCUUAGCUGCCCUCAAAGGAGCAAACAGGGAAGAAAGCAAUAAGACAUUUUUGGGGUCUUUUGCUAAAUAUUGAAUUUGGCCUGCGUUUUAAAAAAAAAAGAAAAAAAAAAGAAAAAAAAAAAAAAAAAAGUUUGCUUGGAUCCUACUAAUGUUUGUGCUCUCACACGAACAAGAAAACCUGGAGUCUUAAUAACAGUCUGCAUGUCACUGGGAUGCUUCCUGUGGUUAUAAAUUGGUCUUUCAGUGCAAAAAUCUUGCCGAACAAUGUCUCACUGAUAUAUUUUCCCCAGCAAUGAGGGAAGUAAUUUCUCACGCUUUCUAAUGUGUGUAUUACUGCGAAGCAUCUUGACAUAAAGUUGUAUGUUAAACUGAGAGCGCCACACUGGUUUACAGACACUCAAUGUGCUAAUGCAUCCAUAUGAAUCGUUUGCAGGCUCAGCUGUGUCUAUUUUCUGUCCUGUUUCAGCUUUGUAAACUCCCAUAUAUGUAACAAUGACAUGAUUUUUGAACCCUUCGCUGGCUGAUACGAGCAAUUACACGACUAAUCAUUGGCGAAUGCUUUUUUACAGCUUUUUCUCUGGUGUGAAUAAUUCCUGUCUUUUCCUGGUGUUAUGGGAUAUUUUUCGCUUUUCCAUAUGCAGAAGGAGGAGCUAGAUAGUUUGGCUUUAUAUGACUAGAAGAGGAAAUUCUGGCUUCUUAAAUGAUGUUUGUUACUUAAAUCUUUGUAACUUUCUAGUCUUUUUUUACAGCAGUUGCGUGAGUGUGUGUGUGUGUGUGUGUGUGUGUCUGUGCAUGCACGCUUUUUCGCAGAUUAUUUAGUACUGAUAUGUAGUGUUGUAUUGACAGUUGUUAUCUGACGAUUUCUUUCGAGCAGUUUGAGAACCGAUUUCUACUCGUAUGGAAAAUCGCUUAUCUGAUUCCUGUUGUGUAAUGCCUGUGUAAAUCGGGUUCGUUUGUGUUUUACAGCUUUCAAUUCAACAAUAAUAAUAAUAAUAAAAAACAUUUGAAAAUCUU
Puntigrus tetrazona (Sumatra barb) is the source of this 7301-nucleotide messenger RNA. It is a transcript of the gene ar, whose product is annotated as androgen receptor. Gene Ontology annotation, molecular function: zinc ion binding; sequence-specific DNA binding; DNA-binding transcription factor activity. The transcript has 8 exons. The record is from RefSeq and is a predicted model, not a curated record. The coding region runs from base 651 to 3248 and encodes 865 amino acids. NCBI's taxonomy places the organism in Eukaryota, Metazoa, Chordata, Actinopteri, Cypriniformes, Cyprinidae. Gene Ontology annotation, biological process: regulation of DNA-templated transcription; male gonad development.